Molecule: messenger RNA, 420 nt
Organism: Colletotrichum higginsianum IMI 349063
Lineage: Eukaryota; Fungi; Ascomycota; Sordariomycetes; Glomerellales; Glomerellaceae
Product: RNA recognition domain-containing protein
Exons: 2
Coding region: 1-420 (139 amino acids)
Source: RefSeq, a predicted model, not a curated record
AUGACUGAGCCGGAGAACUUCGAGGAGGAUCUCUUCGCCGAUCUCUACGACGAUGAUGCCCCAGCGAAGCCUGCUGCCGCCCAGCAACCCACGCCUGCGCCUGCACCCGCACCUGCCUCUGUCCCCCAACAGAGCAUCGAGACACAUGCCGAGCCGCCUGCCCAAUCCGGACUGGACUACGGCGGUGGCGGCGGCGGCGGCGGCGACGACCAGAUGAAGUACGAAGAGGAUGACGAUGACGACGAUGUAGACUUCAACCUCGGAGGUGACAGCGGUGGCGGUGGUGGAGGAGGCGGCGGCGGUGGCGGUGGUGGAAAUAGCUACGCUCCUCCCUCGAACGGCGUCGGCAACGUAAAGCACGAUGAACCUACGUACUCGACGAGCACGGCAAAGAACCCUAGUGCCAAGGAAGACGGGUAA